This is a messenger RNA of Bombus pascuorum, 956 nucleotides long. RefSeq lists its product as uncharacterized. NCBI's taxonomy places the organism in Eukaryota, Metazoa, Arthropoda, Insecta, Hymenoptera, Apidae. The transcript has 3 exons. The record is from RefSeq and is a predicted model, not a curated record. Bases 132 to 572 code for a protein of 146 amino acids.
CAAACAAACCAACAGCACGGCAACAUUCCGGCCACGCGAAGUCUUUCGCGAAAUUCUAAGUAAAUUAUCAAAAUUCUUUGGUCGCGGUAAAUUCUAUCAGCGAAGUCGAAAAUAGUAAGACGAUCUCUAUUAUGCCUCUUCACUACAUCAAGAAUCCCAUGUACGCACUUUGUCUCUUAGCGGCAGUUUGCGUACGACAACAUGUGCAAAAUAAUAGAUUUCGCCGCAUGUAUAGAACCGACCAAGCAUUGACGAAAGGCGUGUCGCUUCAAACUCCGACGACAGUGCACAGGAAACGGAACGAAGCGAAUUUGAAGACGUUAACUAACCCGAAGAAAGAGCUUAACUACGUGGAAGUUGAUCAAAAGAAACCGGUAAACCUCGAAGCAGCAGAUUCGUUGGUUCAUUGCGUGCAGAACUUCGCUAAACGGGCUCGGCGAAUCGUUAACGAUAUUCGGACGAGCAUACCGGGUUCCAAGUCGACAGAAUCCGUCGAUCCGCUCACUUCGUCAAACAUUUUAGAUUCGUUGCUUUACUUAACGAGCGACGUCGGAAUCAAAUGGUUAGCCUGAGACACCGAUUUGUGAUGCACUAAGAAUCCAUCGAAGAACUGUCGUUUGACCAAGGCCAAUGUGGAUUAAGGGGGGAAUUCGCAAGCGAUCUUUGUCAAUCGACGGUAAAGAAGAUAACAAAGUUCGAAUGUUUGCUGUUCUGUCGUGGACAUCGAGGUUAUCGGACAACUUGAAUCGAAGGAGCUGAUAAAACCAUAGUUUGCUUCACAGGUGGAUCGGUUCGGUGCUGUGCGCUCGAAAGGCGCCAACGAGCGCGCACGCACCGAACACGACGCUGAAGCAGACACGCGAGUGUAUUUAAACGCUCGUUCAUUUUCGUUUCCAUCGAACAUUUCGUUAUUUAAAGAUGUAAACGUUGCAACGAUCAUAAAUCAAUAAAUCUUC